Messenger RNA from Eimeria maxima, 558 nucleotides. RefSeq lists its product as hypothetical. Lineage: Eukaryota; Apicomplexa; Conoidasida; Eucoccidiorida; Eimeriidae. The coding region runs from base 1 to 558 and encodes 185 amino acids. The transcript has 3 exons. The record is from RefSeq and is a predicted model, not a curated record.
AUGGAGCGCGCUGGCCCAUGUGGACGAACGUGCAAUGAGGGUUUGGCACCGGGGGGAGCUGGAGAACGUGCAGGAGAAGACUGUGAGUUCGGGGCCGCCAAGCGGGAAAGCGGUGGGAUCGGCAUCACGCGUUUUUCGGUGUGGUGUCCUGGCAAGGAGUGUUGUUUCCGCAUUGAGUGCCUUGGAGGGUGUGGAAGAAUUUGCAAAGGGCGUUUGGUACUGGAGAGAACUGGCGAACGUGCAGGAACAGACCGUGAGCUGGGCAUGCGCGAGAAGCUAAACAGUGGGAUGGGCAUGACGCGUGUUUCAGCGUGGCACCUUGGCAAGGAGUAUUGCUGUAACAUUGAGGGCGUCGGCGGGUGUGGACGACUCUGCGAGCAGUGUUUGGUAGUGGAGAGUGCUGGCGCCCCUGCAGGAGCAGACUUGGACAAACAUUCGAACAGUGUUUGGCAGUGGAGCGAACAGGCGAACGUGCAGGAGCAGACAGAAAGUGGAAACAUUGUUGGGGACUGGGCAUGUGUUGACGACCGUGCAGGAGCAGACAGUGAGUUGGAAUAG